This is a messenger RNA of Anopheles marshallii, 1272 nucleotides long. Its product is annotated as serine protease inhibitor 77Ba. Lineage: Eukaryota; Metazoa; Arthropoda; Insecta; Diptera; Culicidae. Gene Ontology annotation, molecular function: serine-type endopeptidase inhibitor activity. Bases 1 to 1272 code for a protein of 423 amino acids. The transcript has 5 exons. The record is from RefSeq and is a predicted model, not a curated record.
AUGGGACGGUUUGUGCUCGAAUGUCUGGUGUGUUGUUUGCUGAUAACAUUAGCGACAAGUCAAAAUGAAACCUUUUCGUUUGCCACGUUGGGACCGGAUACGGGAGUGGACCGCUUGCAGCGAAGUUCACAAAAGUUUGGCUUACAGUUUUACCAGUACGUCACCGAGCUGGUCGAUCAUGAUCCCAACGUGACGACGAUCAACAUCAUCGUGUCGCCGUUUUCGGUCUGGAAUCUAUUGACCUUGAUAACGGAAGGCGCCUCUGGGCGGACACUGGAUGAGCUGCUUGCCGCACUAGAUCUUCAGCAGCAGGAACAGAUACGCAACUUUUACAAACCAUUCGUGCAAAGCUUAAGUCUUCUGGAUCGAGAUGUACAGCUGGCAGCGGCACAGUACGUCAUCACCGACGAGAAUCGACCCGUGUCGAAAGAUUUCGAAACGAAUUUGGACCAUUUCUACAACCCCAGCGUACUGCAGCCGAUGAAUUUUGCCAAUCGCAAGCAAACGUAUGAUCGGGUUAAUCAGCUCGUUUCCGACGCAACCAAAGGGCAGAUACCGAAGGCGAUCGAAAUGAGCGAUCUGGAGGAGGCACGAUUGAUCAUGCUUUCGGUACUGUUCUUCCAAGGACAAUGGACGAUUCCAUUCAACCGAUCUUUCACCACGAACGUUCCGUUCUACGAUGAAAACGAUCAGCCGAUCGGUAUGGUAGAGAUGAUGUUCCAGAGGGGUAUUUUCCCGUUUGCCGGCUACAAGGAACUAGAUGCACAAAUUCUUGAACUUCCCUAUGGGGCCAAUCGGCAUCUGAGCAUGCUGCUGAUAAUGCCACGGAAAGGUGUUCCGCUUGUUGAAGUUAUCCGCAAGUUGACUGAAUAUGGCGUUGAUCGUGUCUUCGAAGAGCUCGACCGCAGCUUGGUAGAUUUUGAUGACGACGAGGUGGAGGUGCAUUUGCCAAGAUUUGAGUUUAACUCCGACUAUAAUUUGAUACCCAUCUUGAAUCAGAUGGGUAUCAAAGAAGCAUUCGAUUCUGGGGUGGCCAACUUUGGUAAAAUCUCCGAGCUGAACGCCAUUUACAUUAGCAGCGUAAUACAGCAAACCAAAAUCGUUGUCAACGAGGAGGGCACAAUGACGGCCGCCGUAACGACCGGUGUCUUCGCCAACAAGGCAACACCGCCACGCUUUUUGGCCAACCGACCGUUUGGUUUUAUGAUCGUUAAUAGACAGCAACGGACGAUCCUUUUUGCCGGACAAGUCAAACGGCCUAAUCUGGUCUAA